AUGAUUUUCUCCACGCUGCUGUUUCUUGCCAGUUGGGGUUUGCUCAGUUCUGCUUCGGUGUCUCCCUCUGUGGAGGAAGCCUACAAGGCUGUGCUCAGCGUCGUGGCUCCUGGACAGCAGCAUCUGACCGGGGAGUCCCUCGACUCCCUCUUUAAUACCCUAGAGAAACGUGUGCAGUGCGGCGGAGUGUCGUGUGAAAAUUGUAAUCUAACAGAGGCCGUUCACCAGUUGAUCGGCAAUCACUCCACCCACGGAGAGAAUGAAGCUGGUAGAGGCAGAGAAAAUGUAACCGUCAGUGUGUCUCAGUUCCCUGCUCUUGCUGCCGGAUGCAUCCUGUACCUCACAUCUCCCGGCCUGGUCUGCACCGCGGCGAGGCAGGGGAGAUGGGGAGAGGAGACCGAACAUUUCCUACAUAAAAUCACACAUGAGGAUCACCACGAGCACCGGCACGAAGAGAGGGAGCCGCACCACGAACACGAGCACAUAGACUUUCAUGGGUUAAAGGUGGUGCUUCAGGAACUUCACGACCACUAUGAGCCCUCAGAUGGAGAGCACUGUGUAACAGCCAGUGACGUCAUGACAGAGGUCAACGCAUCAUCACCAGUCCACCAGAGACAGGAAGUGGGUGCAGUUUUGGGCCACGUCCUGUAUCACGCUCUGCUAGGUCACUGCUUCAUUAGCCGGUCCCUGCCUGAGGAGAGCUUCUUCCUGGACUACAUCACGGAGCGUCUGGGGUCGGAGAACUUCACCGUCGGGGCUUUGGAGGCUCUCAUGAGGAGUCUGAACCUCGGACCUGAAGACGAUCAUGAUAAUGACCAUGACCACGACCACGACCACGACCACGACCACGCUGAUCACGAUCAUAGUGGUUUAAGACGGAGGAGGAAGAGAAACCAUGAACGUCUCGAGGGGCAUGAAAGAAACACCACCUGGGAUCAGGUCUGUUUCUCUGCUGAAGACCUGGUCGUGAUCUAUGAUCUGGCAGACAAUAGAUCUGCCUCCUCUGGCCUGGCUCGGCUCAGCCCUGCACUCGUCCAGCAGAUCCUGAGCGGAGCGUGUGCACACAUCACAGACCCGAUGACACCAGACGGGCUCACCACGGUUGAGAGAUACAUCUAUGCAACCAUUGCCAAUACGCUGAUAACACUGACGUCCAUGUUUGGCAUUGUGGUGCUGCUGUGCACCUCCUGCACCAGCGUGUUCCAGUACAGUAUCCAGUUUUGCAUCAGCCUGGCUGUCGGUUCACUGACUGGAGAUGCUUUACUGCACCUGAUUCCCAUGUUUCUAGGUUUACAUGUGCACUCAGACGGGCACUCUCAUGAGGAAGAAACUCCAGUCUACAUUUACAAGAUGUUGGUGCUAAUUGCCGGGAUUUACUACUUUUAUCUGAUGGAAACCAUCUUCUCUCUGGUCGCAUAUAAAGAUAAUCAUCACCACCAUCAACAUCAUCAUGGGGAAGAAUCGGAGCCUCACCACUGUGACCAUGGGAGGGUUUUAGAGAUGUAUCAACAGGAGAGGAAACAAAGAGACAAGUCACAUUCAGUAUCAAAAGCAGACUUAUUUCAGGUAGGCCAUGAAGAGGAUGCGAAAUCCCUUUCAAAGCCGGUAGAGCGCACCAGAGAACAGCGCCUGCUGCCUUACAUGAUAACCAUCGGCGACGGGAUCCACAACUUCGCAGACGGCUUAGCGAUGGGCGCAGCUUUCUCCCUGUCAUGGAGGUCUGGUCUGGCCACAUCACUAGCUGUACUCUGCCAUGAACUACCACAUGAACUGGGUGAUUUCGCCAUUUUGCUCCACAGCGGCAUGACUGUCCGCAAGGCGUUGCUCCUAAACGUCGGCAGCGCCAUGACCUCGUUCGUCGGCAUGUACAUCGCUCUGGCUGUAGCCACCGACGUCGCUACCAAACAGUGGAUUGCCGCCAUUACUGCAGGACUCUUCCUGUACGUGGGGCUGGCUGACAUGCUCCCCACCAUGGUCCACAUCAGCAACAAGAGACCCUGGCUGAUGUUUCUGCUGCAGAACAUCGGCCUUCUGACUGGAUGGGCUGUUCUGUUGUUGCUGUCACUUUAUGAGGAGAGAAUCAGCUUUUAAAACGUUGGUCUGUUGAGUGGGUUAAUAUUACUUCUGGUAUAAUUUAUGUAGAUUGUAAAAUCUUUGAACGACAUUCACAGUUACAUGACUGGGUGUUUAGGUAUUAAUCAUAAAUCCAUCCACCCAUCUAUCCAUCCAUCUAUCUAUCCAUCCAUCCAUCCGUUUUCUUCCGUUUAUCCGGGGCUGGGUCAUGGGGGCAGCAGAUUUAGGGCAUUCCGGACGUCCAACUCCCCAGCAAUGUUUUCCAGCUCUUCCUGGGGGACCCCGAGGCGUUCCCAGGCCAGAAGAGACCUCUCCAGCGUGUUCUGGGUUUACCCUGGGGCCUCUUACCAGUUGGACAUGCCCGGAAAACCUCCAA
Molecule: messenger RNA, 2449 nt
Organism: Sebastes umbrosus (honeycomb rockfish)
Lineage: Eukaryota; Metazoa; Chordata; Actinopteri; Perciformes; Sebastidae
Gene: slc39a4
Product: solute carrier family 39 member 4
Exons: 12
Coding region: 1-2091 (696 amino acids)
Biological process (GO): zinc ion import across plasma membrane; intracellular zinc ion homeostasis
Cellular component (GO): membrane
Molecular function (GO): zinc ion transmembrane transporter activity
Source: RefSeq, a predicted model, not a curated record